Neogale vison (American mink) is the source of this 4657-nucleotide messenger RNA. It is a transcript of the gene ARHGEF10, whose product is annotated as Rho guanine nucleotide exchange factor 10. Gene Ontology annotation, molecular function: protein binding; guanyl-nucleotide exchange factor activity. Bases 66 to 4064 code for a protein of 1332 amino acids. Gene Ontology annotation, cellular component: centrosome. Gene Ontology annotation, biological process: positive regulation of stress fiber assembly; mitotic spindle assembly; actin cytoskeleton organization. The transcript has 29 exons. The record is from RefSeq and is a predicted model, not a curated record. Lineage: Eukaryota; Metazoa; Chordata; Mammalia; Carnivora; Mustelidae.
CUCAGAGGGACGGCGGGCGGGGGUCCCGGCAGGGAGCCCAAGGACUGACGUUUCCCAGCUGCGCCAUGGACCAGCCCGAGCCGCCCGCCCCUGCUCCUGAAGACGAGGCCACGAAGCGUGAGUCCGUGGACACCGAGGACGACGAGGGGGAGCAGUUCGAUUUCGACAGCGGAGAUGAGGUUCCGGAAGCAGACCGACAGGCUGCGGACGCCCCCCCGGCCCGGAGCGCGGGCGCAGACGCCCCCUCCGGCUCAGGAGGUGAGGUUGGGAUGGGGACAGACACGGACGCCCCGGCAGAACCCGCCGCCCUCCAGGCCCCGGCGAGAGUCAACCCCUACUCUGUGAUCGACAUCGCGCCCUUCCAGGACGAGCAGCCCCUGCCCCUCGAUGCGGACGCGGAGGAUGACGGCGGGAGCCAGCCGGUGCCCAGCGGGUACUCGGUGCCCGUGCCCUGCGGCUACGCCGUGCCCUGCAGCCUGCCGCUGCUCCUGCCCGCCUACUCCAGCCCCGUCGCCGUCCGCGCCGUGCCCGCGCACGAGGAAGAAACUCAGGAAGCAGCAGAAGACAGCCCGUUUACUUCCUUACGUUCCGAGGAUCCAGCAAGCAGCGACGACCGGGCGCACAAGGAGGACAGUGCCCUCGCCCGGUGGGUUGCGGACCCGGCCAACACGGCGUGGAUGGAGAAUCCAGAAGAAGCCAUUUAUGAUGACGUGCCGAGAGAGAAUUCGGACUCCGAACCAGAUGAGAUGGUUUACGACGACGUGGAGAACGGAGAGGAAGGCGGAAACAGCUCGGUGGAGUGCGGCUGGAGCUCCAGUGAGUUCGAAAGCUACGAGGAGCAGAGUGACUCCGAGUGCAAGAACGGGGUCCCCAGGUCCUUCCUGCGCAGCAGCCACCGAAAGCAACUCUCCCAUGACCUAGCCCGUUUCAAGGAGCACUAUGAGAGCAAGAUGAGAGCUUUGAUGGCCACCGCGGUGGGGGCCGCAGAGAUUCAGCAGCUAAAGCAGAGGCACGAACGGAAGAUGCAGAAGCUUAUGAAGGCCGCCAGGGAGGGCACGAAGGACGGGCUGGAGAAGACGAAGGCCGCGGUGAAGAGGGGCCGCUCCCUCAUUCGGACCAGGUCCUUCAUGGCUGCAGAUCACAGAUCCUGUCUUGAAGAGGAGCAGAAUUUAUUUAUCGAUGUUGACUGCAAACAUCCGGAAGCUGUCCUCACCCCCAUGCCUGAGGGUCUGUCUCAGCAGCAGGUUGUGAGAAGGUACAUCCUGGGCUCCGUGGUCGACAGCGAGAAGAACUACGUGGGCGCCCUGAAGAGGAUUCUGGAGCAAUACGAGAGGCCGCUGUCGGAGAUGGAGCCCAAGAUGCUGAGCGAGAGGAAGCUGAGGCUGGUGUUCUUCCGCGUCAAGGAGCUGCUGCAGUGCCACGGCCUGUUCCAGAUCGCGCUGGCCGGCCGCGUGGCCGAGUGGGACUCCGUGGAAACCAUCGGGGACGUCUUCGUGGCCUCGUUUUCCAAGUCCAUGGUGCUGGACGCCUACAGCGAGUACGUGAAUAAUUUCAGCACCGCGGUGGCAAUCCUCAAGAAAACGUGUGCUACAAAGCCUGCGUUCCUCGAGUUCUUAAAGUGCCAGGAGUCCAGCCCGGACCGCGUCACGCUCUACAGCCUGAUGACGAAGCCCAUACAGAGGUUCCCGCAGUUUAUUCUGCUGCUGCAGGACAUGCUGAAGAACACGUCCCGAGGCCACCCGGACCGGUUGCCCCUUCAGAUGGCGCUGACCGAGCUGGAGACGCUAGCAGACAAGCUGAACGAGAGGAAGAGAGACGCCGACCAGCGCUGCGAGAUCAAGCACGUCGCCAAGGCCAUAAACGAGAGAUACCUGACCAAGCUUCUCAGCAGCGGGAAUCGGUACCUCGUGCGGUCGGAUGACAUGAUCGAAACCGUGUACAACGACCGGGGAGAGAUCGUCAAAACCAAGGAGCGCCGUGUCUUCCUGCUGAGCGAUGUGUUGAUGUGUGCCACGGUCAGUGCACGCACCGCGGACAGCACCGCCCUCGCGGCCCCCGGCCGGAAGUACUUGUUGAAGUGGAGCGUCCCUCUCGGACACGUGGACGUGGUAGAGUAUGGCAGCGGCAGCGGCGCUGGAGAAAACCGGUGUCCCCCCGUGCACCCCCCAGAGAGCCUGGCGGUGGUCGCCAACGCCAAGCCGCACCAGGUGUACGUGGGGCCCGGCCAGCUCUAUCAAGACUUACAGAAUCUGCUGCAUGACCUGAACGUGGUCGGGCAGAUCUCGCAGCUCGUCGGGAGCCUCCGAGGGAACUACCAGAACCUGAACCAGUCCGUGGCACACGACUGGACGUCGGGGUUACAGAGGCUCAUUCUGAAGAAGGAGGAGGCGAUCCGAGCCGCGGACUGCUGUCGCAUCCAGCUGCAGCUCCCGGGGAAGCAGGACAAGUCGGGGCGGCCCACGUUCUUCACAGCGGUGUUCAACACCUUCACGCCCGCCAUCAAAGAGUCUUGGCUCAACAGCCUGCAGAUGGCCAAGCUCGCCCUGGAGGAGGAGAACCACAUGGGCUGGUUCUGCGUGGAAGAUGACGGGAAUCAGAUCAAGAAGGAAAGACACCCUCUCCUCGUGGGACACAUGCCGGUGACGGUGGCCAAGCAGCAGGAGUUCAAGAUCGAGUGUGCGGCGUACAACCCGGAACCCUGCGCAAACAGCGAGGCUCAGCUCGAUCCCCUGGCCGCGGCGCACGGCUUCCUGUGGAUCGGAAGCUGCACCAACCAAAUGGGCCAGAUCGCCAUCAUCUCGUUUCAAAACUCCACGCCCAAGGUCAUUGAGUGCUUCAACGUGGAGUCUCGAAUCCUGUGCAUGGUGUUUGUCCCCACGGAGGAGCGGCCUGCGCAGCCCGAGGCCGCGGCCCAGGGGGCACUGGGCGUGCCCACCGUCUGCCUGGGGACUGAGGAGGGGAGCAUCUCCGUGUACAAGAGCAGCCAAGGCUCCAAGAAGGUGCGUCUGCAGCAUUUCUUCACGCCGGACAAGUCCACGGUCAUGAGCCUCGCCUGCACGCCCCAGAACCUGUAUGCCGGCCUGGUCAACGGCGCCGUGGCCGUCUAUACCAGGGCAGAAGAUGGAUCCUGGAAUUCCGACCCUCAGGAAGUGAUACAGUUAGGCGUCCUGCCAGUUAGGAGCCUCGUCAUGGCAGAGGACGCGCUCUGGGCGGCUUCCGGAGGCCUGGUGUUCACGAUCCGCACCGACACGCACACAAUAGAGAACCAGCUGGAGGCCCACCAGGAGGAGGGCAUGGUGGUCUCUCACAUGGUCAUCGCCGGCGUGGGGGUCUGGAUCGCCUUCACCUCUGGGUCCACGCUUCGCCUCUUCCACACGGAGACGCUCAAGCACCUGCAGGACGUCAACAUAGCCACCCCCGUUCACCACAUGCUGCCAGGGCACCAGCGCCUGUCGGUGACCAGCCUGCUCGUCUGCCACGGCCUGCUGAUGGUCGGCACCAGCUUGGGCGUCGUGGUGGCCCUGCCCGUCCCACGUCUGCAGGGCAUCCCCAAGGUGACUGGAAGAGGCAUGGUCUCCUACCACGCGCACAACGGGCCCGUCAAGUUCCUGGUCAUGGCCGCUGCCACCGUCAGGACAGACAAGGACAAGCCCACGGACAGCCCACCGCCCGGCGCAGAGGCCCCAGAGGAAGAGCAGGAGGCACCCCCCGGUGAGGGGCCCGGGCCAAGUCAGGGCGGUGCGGAUGGCAUCUGGCUGGGGGGCUCGUUGGGCUCCGGGACUCCCAGAAGCGAUUUCUCCUCGUCGUCCGGGUCCCUGACUGCCUCGCAGGGCUCCGGCUCCCUGGAGCCCCGAUCGGAGGAGAGUGUGGUCUACGACCUCCUGCGUCUCCCCAGCGUCCUGCCGAGCCGGGGGCGGCGGGCCAGGAGGGCGAAAGCCAGCUCCGUGCUGGUGGCCUGCGGGGGCCAGGGCCACCGGCGGGUGAGCAGGAAGGCCCGGCAGCAGCGCCCGGAGGAGCUGGCCUCCUCCGUCAUGGUCUGGCAGAUCCCCCUGCUGAGCGCCUGAGCCCCGGGCCUGCCGAGGGGGCGGCGUUCCGCCGGGUCGGUGACCAGGGCUGUAGACUGCGUCUGUGCUGGUUGAGGAGGAAGUAGGUGUUCGGGGGAGAAGCGUGCAAUAUCACGGUGGUGGGGUUUUCCGGCGAGCUAGUGCCCGCCCUCCAGGAGCAGCCGCAGGUGCGGAAUGAGAGGAGCCGCAUGGCCCGUGGGGGCCGUCGGCAGCUGCUGGGGAGCACCCCACACUCCUGACCGCCGCAGGCACGCGGGGCUCCCAACCCACCCCUGUGCCAUUACCCCGAGAAUUUAAUCUGUGGACUGAGAACGUCUGGCAAAACACACCCUGUUAGUAGUGGGGACCCUUAGUAACAAUUUUCAGAAUAAUGACUUUGCUUGGUUCCGAGUCCCGCUUCUAUUUAUACUGUCUGUAAACUCCCGCCCGGCGUGGGCAACCAUGAAGAAAGCCUGAACACACCCUGGUCUGCGGCACUGGUUUGCUUUCUGAGGUGAACUGGGUUUUCCAAAGUGGUGUCCUGUGUGUAUUGUAUAUUUUAACAAAGUAGUAUUUUUAUAUUGCAUUUUUGUCAAUUAAAAAUUAACAGUCAA